Molecule: messenger RNA, 378 nt
Organism: Clonostachys rhizophaga
Lineage: Eukaryota; Fungi; Ascomycota; Sordariomycetes; Hypocreales; Bionectriaceae
Source: the annotation of a GenBank genome assembly
AUGCGUCUCCGCCUCUCAUCGUCAAAGAAGCAAGAGAGUGUCCAGGAAAAUCCGGGCCUCCAAGCUGAGAAAUCUAGCCAAAUGUCUUCCGCCAGCUCCAAGGAUGGCAAAGCAGGCCUAUUUUCCCGAAAACGAGAAAGGCGAGCGUGCAAUGAAUCAUUUCGCAUCCUCGGCUUCUACACAUCGUCCGGGUCACCUCUCCCUCCAAUCCCAGCUCACUGGUAUUCUAAGCCCACCGUAUUGGAGCCUCCACCCCUCUGGCCUAGAGGAUGGUCGAGGAAAUCCUCUGUGAGAGACAAGAUGGUUCCUGGGAGCUCAAAAGUCUUGUUUCCUGGGUCCAAGAUCUUGCCCCAGGUCAUUGUUACGGCGGCAGAUUGA